AUCUCUCUUCUCUUCUUCAUUUCCCACAGGGGACGAGCUCGCCAUGGCGACGAGCGGAGAUAACAACACGGCCCACACCACCUUCAGCGUCGACGAGGAGUACUCCAACGCCUUUCGCACCAAGUCCUUCGUCGACAUGUGGGCCAAAGUCCACCACCAGCUGAGGCGAACCAUCUCCUCCCCCUCCCCAUCCCACGGUCAUCAAGAAGGCCAAGCAGAAGAGGUGAAGGAUCGCCGGAGUUCCCACUCCUCUCCUCUCUCCUAUCGUUGCUACGCUCACCUCUCUGAGUUCCUCCUCGAGCCCAGCCAAGAGUCGCUCCUCGCCGCCACCGCCAGUGCCGGCGAUGGCGUCGCUCACUUCCACGUCCAUUCUCUUCUCCUCGACUACUUCGACACCACCUAUGAGGCCUGCGCCGCGUGCACGACUCUUCUCGCCUCCAUCGACCGCGCUCGCUCCCACCACCGCUCCAUCCGCCGCCUCCUACUGAAAUUAGCCCGCGCUCGCCUUGACAGCAAUUGCACCGCCUUCGCCAAGCUCAAGUCUCAUGUGGAGCUCGACAACCCCCUCUCCCCUGAAAAUUUGGCUCAUUUCCGCCAUGUGCACGCCUGCUACGGCUCGUUAGUCGACCGGCUUACGACGGCCAACCGGAGGAUCGCCAGGUGGGCAAAGCUUAUCCGAGCAGCGAAGAAGGCGUCCGGCGUCAUCCUAAUCGGCGCAUGCGGGGCUGCGAUGGUGGCAGCAUUGGUGAUCGCAGUGCAUACGGUGGUCGGGAUUGGACUGGCGGCGGUGGCGGCGCCGGCGGUGGUGGCAGGGCCGGGGGCGGCGGCGAGGUCGAUGUGGGGGAGGAUGGCAGGGAAGAGUCAUCUAAAGAGAGUCGGAGCGCAGGUGGAUUCAGCGGCGAAGGGGGCGUACAUAGUGGGGAGGGAUUUAGAUACGGUGAGCCGGAUGGUGCGGCGGGCGCACGACGAGGUAGAGCACGGGCGGGACGUGGCGAGGCUGGUGCUGAGGAAUCGGGAGCGGCCGCUGGUGAGGGAGGCGGCGAGGGAGUUGGAGGGAGGGAAGGAAGAGCUGGCGGGGCAGCUCGACGAGCUCGAGGAGCACGUCUACUUGUGCUUGAUUACUAUUAAUAGAAGCAGGAGGAUGGUGGCGCAGGAGAUGAUGGGUGGAGCUGCGCCGCCACCGGCAGCAACGUCGUAGAGCUAUAGAUGACUCUUUCUUUUCUUCCAUUUUU
Phoenix dactylifera (date palm) is the source of this 1232-nucleotide messenger RNA. Its product is annotated as putative UPF0496 protein 2. The record is from RefSeq and is a predicted model, not a curated record. Lineage: Eukaryota; Viridiplantae; Streptophyta; Magnoliopsida; Arecales; Arecaceae.